UGAGUUAGAAAGGCUUGAUUCCAGGUAUUGGUUGUCAUUAAGAAGACUGUCAUUGAAAGUAUUUGUGGGGAAGAAGAGGACAACAAUUGAAUAGAAAGAGAAAGAGAGAGAGAGAGAGAGAGAGAGAGAGAGAGAGAGAGAGAGAGAGAGAGAGAGAGACCAUAGAGUAAUGUUUCGGUACUACAGUAUGAAAUACUAUCAAAUAUAGCGUAGUUAUGCUCCGGAAGUCCAAACAGGCCUCUCCUCUCUUGUUUGUAAUGUUACCAUUGAUUUCUUAUACACAUUUAUACUACAGUAUGAGCUGAUCCAACCAAUGAAACUUAAGAAACUGGUUGUACUAUGAAAUACUGCACGUGUGCUCAUAUCGUAGUGCAAGUGCUCGUAGGUUAUCAUUGGUUGAGAUAACAGCAUAGUAUGGAUGUGUAAAGUGAAAGAAGACUCAAUGGAAAGCACUGGUAGUAAUAGUGUUCAGUUGUUUAGUAGACUCCGAUGGUGUAUGUGAUGUGAACUGUCAAAUGUUAGGAUCAGUAGAGUCUCUAUUGAAUGCAUACCAAAGCUAUGGCUUAUGAGUAGUGCAGCACUUGAUAGCAACAGCACAGCAGUGAACCACUGAUUGCCUCCAACUCUGUAUUGCAUUGCAUUGUAUUGAAUACUUAGUGUACUUACUAUUCAAACAUAGUUUGCAAAGAGAGAGCUCAUACCUAUUGGUUUUGGGCACCACUAAUGUUAGUGCCGUAAUACCAGUGCUCUGUUGACUGACUUGUGAAGAGUUCUUUGGGAAAACAAGCGCUUUAUUGAAUCAAACAUUACAUUCCCGGAGGACUUCUUCUAUUGAUAAGACUUUUAAGCGCAACGACAACGACCAUCACUUCCAACACUUUCAAAGAGAGAGUGAAUUACUUCUUGUGCUGUCAUUUCUACACAAAUAUAAAAGAAUUCAAGUUAUGCAUCAUUUGUCAGCAAUUGCUCCAAACGAUUGUUAUUUAAAGCAAAGAAUUUUUAAGGCAAAUCCAAAUUCUGAGUUGGACGAGUUCUUUGACACUUCAGUCCACAAUCAAAUGCUUUACAAUCCGACGACAGCAAUGCAACCACAGCAACAACUGAUGACACAUUCGUCACAUCAGUUAAGACCUCAUCCGCAACAGUACAACAAUGCAUUAAUAGGACAUCCACAGCAACAACAGUACAAUAAUAUGAACACUAUGUUAGUUCAGGACAAUAUGUGGGAAGACAUCACUGCCAGCAUUUGCGAUGACUUUGUUACUAUAAAGACUGAACCCACUCAUCACCAAAAUCAUCAAAGAUAUCAAACACCUGUAAAUAGCAAUGAUUGUAAUACAUCUCAUGUUUUACACUCAAAUCCUCAACCACUGCAUCCCUCGUAUAUGAGACACACACCUAAUAUGCAAUCCUCUUCUCAGUCAUUAUAUGGCAAUAUAAUCAACACUUCAUAUAACAACAAUACUAUGUCAGCCAAUGUGUCUUCAAAUAUGUCUUCAGACCAUUAUUCUAAUCGGGAACAGCUUUUCCUACCACCGACGCCACCCAAUUCAGAACCGGGUUCUCCAUCGACACAAUUGCAACAACAUUCCCGUUCCCAUCAUAACCACCAGACAUCUGCAGCAAAUCAAAUCCAAAGAAGAACACCUCCACCACCUUAUAACACGUGUGGAAAUACUAUAAACCCUCCACAUCACCACCAAAUGACAACAUUGUCACCAGCAAUGCAUCUGAACACUACCCGUAUAUCCACUUCUCAAUCACAGCCGAUCUCACAUCAUUCCCCACUCACAGUACCGACUGUUCCUCAACAGAGAUAUAACAGAAGAAAUAAUCCUGAAUUAGAAAAACGACGAAUACAUCGAUGCGAUUAUCAAGGUUGUACUAAAGUGUAUACCAAGAGCUCACACCUGAAGGCACACCAGCGCAUACAUACAGGUGAAAAGCCAUACAAAUGUCAUUGGCCUGACUGUCAGUGGCGUUUUGCCCGAUCCGAUGAGUUGACCCGACAUUACCGCAAACAUACCGGAGCCAAACCUUUCAAAUGUAAAGUUUGUGAAAGAAGUUUCGCCCGCUCUGACCAUUUGGCACUUCAUAUGAAACGACAUUUACCUAAACCACAUAAAUAACUAUCAAUUGACAUCUCAUUUACAUCCAUAUCAUCAUUCAUUUACAUGAUAUCUCAAAU
Oppia nitens is the source of this 2188-nucleotide messenger RNA. Its product is annotated as dendritic arbor reduction protein 1-like. Gene Ontology annotation, biological process: regulation of transcription by RNA polymerase II. The transcript has 5 exons. Gene Ontology annotation, molecular function: RNA polymerase II cis-regulatory region sequence-specific DNA binding; DNA-binding transcription factor activity, RNA polymerase II-specific. NCBI's taxonomy places the organism in Eukaryota, Metazoa, Arthropoda, Arachnida, Sarcoptiformes, Oppiidae. The record is from RefSeq and is a predicted model, not a curated record. The coding region runs from base 945 to 2129 and encodes 394 amino acids.